UAGGUAUCUAUAUCCAUUAAGACUUGAAGAUAAUGCCAUGAAAACAAUUUAUAGUACGGAUGAGAAACAAAGAGGCUGAUUAUUUUUAUCUCCGUCAGCUACAAAUGAUCUCACACAUUUUGUCUUUAUUGUUCAACUUGUUUUUUUUAGUCAGAGGUUAAAAAAUCGGCACAAGUUUCUAUUCACACACACAUACACAUAAAUAAAUAGAGAUUUUAUUACUGUUUAAAGUUAGUUGAUACUACAAUAGUAAAUGCGACACACACUAGAGUCACGAAGAGGCAAAAACAAGAGACAUGUAACAAAAAAGACAAGAGCCAAUACUAGUUCCCCAGAAAAUAAAGAGAGAUAUGCAUCAUUUCGUCCCUGACUUCGAUACCGAUGAUGAUUAUGUCAACACCAACAAUAAUAAUUCAUCUUUGAAUCAUCUUCCUAGAAAAUCCAUUACUACUAUGGGUGAAGAUGAUGAUGAUCUUAUGGAGCUUUUAUGGCAGAACGGUCAAGUUGUUGUUCAAAACCAGAGACUCCACAAUAACAAUACGAAGAAACCUUCUUCUUCUUCUUUUCCGACGAAGCUUCUUCAACCUCCGAUUCCUCCUUCUAUGGAUAAUCAUCAGCAGCAGCAGCAACCGUCGUCAGAUCAGAAUCUUUUUAUUCAAGAAGAUGAAAUGACUUCUUGGCUUCAUUAUCCUCUUCGUGACGAUGAUUUCUGCUCUGAUCUCCUCUUCUCCGCCGCACCAACUCCUCCCUGUGCGACGAGUCAUGUGGUCACCGCCGUAAGACCGCCAGUACCAGUACCGUCUUCGUCGAAUGAGUCGAGGCCACCGGUGAGGAAUUUCAUGAAUUUCUCGAGGCUGAGAGGGGAUUUUAGUAACGGUAGAGGUGAAUCUGGACCGAAGACGAUUGUGAGAGAAUCGACUCAGGUAAGUCCUAGCGCAACACCGUCGUCAGCGGCGGCGAGUGAAUCUGGUUUAACACGGCGGACGGAUGGUACUGAUAGCUCCGCCGGACUUAAUCGGAAAGGAAAAGCAGUGGCUAUGACGGCGCCGGCGAUUGAGAUUACCGGUACAUCGUCUUCUGUAGUGUCAAAGAGCGAAAUCGAACCGGAGAAGACGAACUUCGAUGACAAGAAACGAAAAGAGAGAGAAGCCACCACCGAGGAAGCUGAGUGCCGUAGCGAGGUGCAGGAAACAAAACAAGCACGUGGAUCAACAACAUCUACCAAGAGAUCUCGUGCUGCUGAAGUUCAUAAUCUCUCUGAAAGGAAACGGAGAGAUAGAAUCAAUGAGAGGAUGAAAGCUUUGCAAGAACUCAUACCUCGCUGCAAUAAGUCGGAUAAAGCUUCAAUGUUAGAUGAAGCUAUUGAGUACAUGAAGUCUCUACAGCUUCAAAUACAGGUGAUGUCAAUGGGAUGUGGAAUGAUGCCAAUGAUGUAUCCCGGUAUGCAACAGUACAUGCCUCACAUGGCAAUGCGUAUGGGUAUGAACCAGCCUCUUCCUCCUCCUUCCUUUAUGCCAUUCCCAAACAUGUUAGCGGCUCAAAGACCUUUGCCUACACAAACUCAGAUGGGCGGCUCAACACCGCAAUACCCUGUUCAUGCUUCUGACCCGUCAAGAGUCUUUGUACCGAACCAGCAGUAUGAUCCAACUUCGGGCCAGCCUCAGUAUCCUGGUUACAUGGAUCCAUAUCAGCAGUUCCGCGGUCUCCACCCGACCCAACCACCUCAGUUUCAGAAUCAAGCAACAUCGUACCCAAGUUCGAGCAGGGUAAGUAGUACCAAGGAAUCUGAUGAUCAAGGAAACCACAAAACAGGUUAAUGCCUAGAGCAACAAGAUGAUCUGUUUUCACAAGCAAACACAAUUUUGAGAAAUUGACAGAGAGACCUAACAUGUAUAUUGCCAUCUGUUUCUUGUUUUUGUUUUGUUUUGUUUUGUUUUGUUUUGUUUUGUUCUCUCUUCUCAGGUUGUUAUACUUAGAGAGCUGUACAUGUAAUGAUCCAGAGAUCUAGGAAUCAAUACAUAGAGGUUGCAGAGGCUUAGUGCAGAGAAUAGAUGAGAAAGUUAGGUUCAUAUACAACAAACCCGAUCAUUAUUCUUUCUCGUCUCUUAUUAUUACUUUUGACAAAGCAAAUCUUGAUAAGCUACUAAGGAAUCAAUAUCAGUUAAUAUA
Molecule: messenger RNA, 2169 nt
Organism: Arabidopsis lyrata subsp. lyrata
Lineage: Eukaryota; Viridiplantae; Streptophyta; Magnoliopsida; Brassicales; Brassicaceae
Product: transcription factor PIF1
Exons: 8
Coding region: 351-1817 (488 amino acids)
Biological process (GO): regulation of DNA-templated transcription
Cellular component (GO): nucleus
Molecular function (GO): DNA-binding transcription factor activity; protein dimerization activity
Source: RefSeq, a predicted model, not a curated record